GCUCCCUCCUUCCUGCUGUUGCUGCCGACACCGACGGUUGGGUCGUGGCUCAGUGAGCCCCUGUUGCACGGAACAAGGAAGGGGACCUCCAGGGAGCUCAGGACUGCUCAGCUUAGCUAACCCUGCACUAUCCCAAGAAUCCUCCUCCCAAGGUCGGGGACAGAGCAGGUGCAGACGUUGCUGAGCCUCCUGAAUGAUGCCAGCCCAAUGUUUCCUAACCUCCAGCCUGGCCCUCCUGGUGCUGCUGGACACAGUCAGAGCAGGCCCUUUCUCUCCACGGUACAACGUGACACUCCCUGCCCCGCGGCCGCCUCCCCAGCCAGGGGGCCGGACAGCAGAGCCAAGAGGGGGAAGCCCUUCCUCUCAGCUUUAUGAGCACAACGUGGAAGGAGGGGAAAAGCAGGUGGUGUUCACCCACCGCAUUAACCUGCCCCCUUCAGCUGGCUGUGGCUGUCCACCUGGCACUGAGCCUCCCAUCCCCGCUUCAGAGGUGCAGGCCCUGAGGGUCCGCCUGGAGAUCCUGGAGGAGCUGGUGAAGGGGCUCAAGGAACAGUGCACAGGGGGAUGUUGUCCUGCUGCUGCGCAGGCUGGCACAGGCCAGACAGACGUUCGCAGCCUCUGCAGUCUCCAUGGCGUGUUUGACCUGAGUCGCUGUGCCUGUUCCUGCGAGCCAGGCUGGGGUGGGCCCACCUGCUCGGACCCCACAGACGCCAGGGUAACCCCCUCCUCCCCACCCUCAGCCUCUGGGUCCUGCCCUGAUGACUGCAACGAUCAGGGUCGCUGUGUCCGUGGUCGUUGCGUGUGCUUCCCUGGCUACAGCGGCCCCAGCUGUGGCUGGCCCUCCUGCCCCAAGGACUGCCACGGCCGCGGACGCUGCGUGCAGGGCGUGUGCGUGUGCCGGACGGGCUUCUCAGGCGAGGACUGCAGCCUGCGCUCCUGCCCUCGAGGCUGCAGUCAGAGGGGGCGCUGCGAGGACGGCCGCUGCGUGUGCGAUCCCGGCUACACUGGCGAGGACUGUGGGAAGAAGGGCUGCCCUCGAAGUUGCAGCCAGAGGGGGCGCUGCGAGAAUGGGCGCUGUGUGUGCAACCCUGGCUACACUGGCGAAGACUGUGCUGUGAGGAGCUGCCCUCGGGGCUGCAGCCAGAAGGGGCGCUGCGAGGACGGGCGCUGCGUCUGUGACCCUGGCCACACUGGGGAGGACUGCGGUGCACGGACCUGCCCGUGGGACUGUGGCGAGGGCGGGCGUUGCGUGGACGGGCGUUGCGUGUGCUGGCCAGGGUACACGGGCGACGACUGCAGCACGCGGACCUGUCCGCGCGACUGCCGGGGUCGCGGGCGCUGCGAGGAUGGCGAAUGCAUCUGCGACGCAGGCUACAGCGGAGACGACUGCGGCGUACGCAGCUGCCCCCUCGACUGCAGCCAAAGGGGCCGCUGCGAGGACGGCCGCUGCGUGUGCUGGCCCGGGUACACUGGACCUGACUGCGGCGCGCGUGCCUGCCCGCGUGACUGUCGAGGCCGCGGGCGCUGCGAAAACGGCGUGUGCGUGUGCAACGCGGGCUACAGUGGCGAGGAUUGCGGCGUGCGCAGCUGUCCUGGGGACUGUCGUGGCCGCGGCCGUUGCGAGAAUGGCCGCUGCGUGUGUUGGCCUGGUUAUACAGGCCGGGACUGCAGCACGCGUGCCUGCCCUGGCGACUGUCGUGGGCGCGGGCGCUGUGUGGACGGCCGCUGCGUGUGCAAUCCAGGCUUCACGGGCGACGACUGCGGGAGCCGUCGGUGCCCCGGCGACUGCCGCGGCCGAGGCCGCUGUGAGGAUGGCAUGUGCAUGUGCAGCACAGGCUACGAGGGGGAGGACUGUGGCACUCGCAGCUGCCCAGGAGGUUGCCGAGGCCGCGGCCAGUGCCUGGACGGGCGCUGUGUGUGCGACGAUGGCUACUCAGGCGAGGACUGCGGCAUGAGGCGGUGCCCGCGCGACUGCAGUCAGCAUGGCGUGUGCCAGGACGGUGUGUGCGCCUGUUGGGAGGGCUACGCGGGCGAGGACUGCGGCCUCCGUACCUGCCCCUCCAACUGCCAUGGGCGCGGCCGCUGUGAGGAGGGACGCUGCGUGUGCGACUCAGGCUACACUGGCCCCUCCUGCGCCACCCGCACCUGCCUGGCGGACUGCCGAGGCCGUGGGCGCUGUGUGCAGGGAGUGUGUGUGUGCUACGCGGGCUAUAGCGGCGAGGACUGUGGGCAAGAAGAGCCCCCCGCCAGCGCCUGCCCUGGGGGGUGUGGGCCCCGGGAACUAUGCCGCUCAGGCCAGUGUGUAUGUGUUGAGGGCUUCCGAGGCCCAGACUGUGCCAUCCAAACGUGCCCUGCGGACUGCCGUGGCCGUGGAGAGUGUCGUGACGGCAGCUGCGUCUGCCAAGAUGGCUAUGCAGGGGAGGACUGUGGGGAAGAGGUGCCAGCCAUUGAAAGCAUGAGGAUGCACCUCCUGGAAGAGACAACAGUUCGGACAGAGUGGACCCGGGCUCCUGGCACUGUGGAUGCCUAUGAAAUUCAGUUCAUCCCCACGACAGAGGGGGUGAGCCCCCCAUUCACAGCACGGGUGCCCAGCUCUGCCUCAGCCUAUGACCAGAGAGGAUUGGACCCUGGUCAGGAGUACCAGGUCACUAUCCGUGCCCUUCGAGGGACUAACUGGGGCCCUCCUGCCUCCAAGACCAUCACCACCAUGAUCGAUGGCCCCCAGGACCUCCGAGUGGUGGCCGUGACACCAACCACACUGGAGCUUGGCUGGUUGCGCCCCCAGGCCGAGGUGGACAGGUUCGUGGUGUCCUAUGUCAGUGCUGGCAACCAAAGGGUGCGGCUGGAAGUGCCCUCAGAGGCAGAUGGGACGCUGCUCACCGAUCUGAUGCCAGGCGUGGAAUAUGUGGUGACUGUCACGGCGGAGCGGGGCCAGGCAGUAAGCUACCCGGCUUCCAUCCGAGCUAACACAGAAGGCGUCGACCGGGUGGCUACGCCCCGCCACCCAAAGCCCGAAGUGCUGGGCAGUUCCGCCGACGGCGCCCUACUUGUGUCCCUCGACGGGCUCCGCGGCCACUUCGAGCGCGUGGUGCUGCGUUGGCGUCCCCAGGUGCCCGCAGAGGGCCCCGGCGGGGAGCUGACCGUGCCGGGCACCACGCGCACAGUCAGCCUACCCGACCUCAGGCCCGGCACCACCUACCACGUGGAGGUCCACGGGGUGCGGGCAGGGCAGACCUCCAAGUCCUACGCCUUCAUUACUACCACAGGAUCGUCCCCCUCUGGCCUCUUGGGGGCCACUGAUGAGCCUCCUCCCUCAGGCCCCUCAACGACUCAAGGGGUCCAGGCCCCCAUCCUGCAGCAACGCCCCCAGGGGCUGGGAGAAUUGAGGGUGCUGGGCAGAGACAAGACAGGGCGCCUCCAAGUGGCCUGGACCGCCCAGCCUGACACCUUUGCCCACUUCCAUCUGCAACUGCGGGUGCCCAAGGGGCCAGGGGCACAUGAGGAACUACUGCCAGGGGAUGUCCACCAGGCUCUGGUGCCCUCACCUCCUCCUGGAGCCCCCUAUGAGCUGUCACUUCGUGGGGUUCCCCCAGAGGGCGAGCCCUCCGCCCCUCUCGUCUACCAAGGCAUUAUGGACAGGGAUGGGGAGAAGCCUGGGAAGCCCAUGGCUCCACCACGCCUGAGUGAGCUGACAGUGAUGGAUGGGACCUCCAACUCCCUGCUCCUGCACUGGACAGUCCCCGAGGGCGAGUUUGACUCCUUCGUGAUCCAGUACAAGGACAGGGAUGGGCCCCAGGUGGUGCCUGUGGAGGGACCCCAGCGGUCAGCCCUCAUCACCAAUCUGGACCUUGGCCGCAAGUACAAAUUCAUCCUGUAUGGACUCGUGGGCAAGAAGAAGCACGGCCCCCUGGUGGCUGAAGCCAAGAUCUUGCCUCAGAGUGAUCCCAGCCCAGUACCUCCACCCCGCCUGGGAAAACUGUGGGUAACAGACCCCACCCCAGACUCGCUGCAUCUCUCCUGGACUGUCUCUGAGGGCCAGUUUGACUCCUUCAUGGUCCAGUACAGAGACAAGGAUGGACGGCCCCAGGUGGUGCCUGUGGAGGGCCCCGAGCGCUCAGUCACUGUCUUCCCCCUGGACCCUAACCAAAAAUACAGAUUCAACCUGUUUGGAAUUGCCAACAAGAAGCGGCACGGCCCCCUCACUGCUGAUGGCACCACGGACCCCCAGGAGGUCGUGGACGAGCCCCCCAGCCCCACAGAACCCAGCACAGAUGCUCCAGAGCCCCCUGAGGAGCCCCUCCUGGGGGAGCUGACAGUGACAGGAUCCUCCCCAGACUCGCUGAGCCUCUCCUGGACUGUCCCCCAGGGCCACUUUGACUCCUUCACUGUCCAGUACAAGGACAGGGAGGGGCGGCCCCAGGUGGUGCGUGUUGGGGGCGAGGAGAGUGAGGUCACUGUUGGAGGCCUGGAGCCGGGGCACAAGUACAAGAUGCACCUGUACGGCCUGCACGGGGGGCAGCGCAUGGGCCCCGUGUCCACUACAGGCCUGACGGCUCCACAAACAGAAGAGACUCCUCCAGCCACCGAGCCCCCACUGAAGCCACGCCUGGGGGAGCUGACAGUGACAGGUGUGACCCCCAACUCUGUGGGCCUCUCAUGGACAGUCCCUGAGGGCCAGUUUGACUCCUUCGUGGUCCAGUACAAGGACAGGGAUGGGCAGCCCCAGGUGGUGCCUGUGGCCCCAGACCAGUGCGAGGUCACCGUUCCCAGCCUGGAGCCCAGUAGGAAAUACAAGUUCCUGCUCUUUGGAAUCCAGGAUGGGAAGCGACGCAGCCCAGUCUCUGUGGAGGCAAAGACAGCUGCCCAAGGUGACGCUGGCCCAGGGGCCCCACCCCACCUUGGGGAGCUGUUGGUGACGGACCCCACCCAGGACUCGCUGCGCCUCUCCUGGACAGUCCCUGAGGGCCACUUCGACUCCUUUGUGGUCCAGUUCAAGGACAGGGAUGGGCCACGGGUGGUGCCUGUGGACGGCCACGAACGUUCUGUCACCAUCACCCCUCUGGACACUGGCCGCAAGUACAGAUUCCUCCUCUAUGGCCUCCUGGGCAAGAAGCGCCACGGGCCCCUCACCGCCGACGGCACCACAGAGACCCAGGAUAAUGUGGAUGAUGCUGGAACAAAGCAUCCUCCAAAACCCCGUCUAGGAGAGGAACUGCAGGUGACCAGUGCGACACCAGACUCCGUGAGCCUCUUGUGGACUGUCCCCGAGGGCCAGUUUGAGUCCUUUGUGAUCCAGUAUAAGGACAGCAAUGGGCAGCCCCGGGUGGUGCCUGUGGACGGCAGCGUCAGGGAGGUCAGCAUCUCAGGCCUGGAGCCUGCCCACAGGUACAAGCUGCUGCUCUACGGACUGCAUGGAGGCAAGCGUGUGGGUCCCGUCUCCACCACUGCCGUGACUGCCCUCAGGGGAGAAACCGAAUCUGAGACUGAGGCCUCAAGCCCUCCAGUGCUGGAGCCCCACCUGGGGGAGGUGACUGUGAAGGAAGCCACCCUGCACACCCUGCAUCUCUCCUGGACAGUGACUGGGGGAGAAUUCAACUCCUUUGAGGUCCAGUAUACAGAUGAAGAUGGGCAACAGCAAGUAGUCAGGUUGGAGGGGGACCGGAACGACAUCACCCUCUCUGGCCUGGAACCAGACCGCAGAUACUUGGUGAACCUCUACGGUCUCCAUGGCCGGCAGCGUGUGGGUCCUGCCCACAUCGAGGUCCUGACAGUCCCAAGGGAGGAAGAGAAUGAACCUUCAGAGCUUCCCACCAUGACCCCCCAGUCUCCCACCAAGCCUCGCCUGGGGGAGCUGGCAGUGACAGAUGCCACCCCCAACUCCCUGCACCUCUCCUGGACCAUCCCCGAGGGCCAGUUUGACCACUUCCUGGUCCAGUACAAGAACGGGGACGGGCAGGCGGUGCGGGUGCAGGGGCACGAGGACGGGGUCACCAUCUCGGGCCUGGAGCCAGACCACAAGUACAAGAUGAACCUGUAUGGCUUCCACGGUGGCCAGCGAGUGGGCCCCGUCUCUGCCAUCGGGGUGACAGCUCCAGAGGAAAAGCCCCCCAGCCCCCCAGAACCCAGCUCGGAGACCCCAGAGCCCCCUGAGGAGCUCCUCCUGGGGGAGCUGACAGUGACAGGGUCCUCCCCAGACUCGCUGAGCCUCUCCUGGACCGUCCCCCGGGGCCACUUUGACUCCUUCACUGUCCAGUACAAGGACAGGGAGGGGCGGCCCCAGGUGGUGCGUGUUGGGGGCGAGGAGAGUGAGGUCACCGUUGGAGGCCUGGAGCCGGGGCGCAAGUACAAGAUGCACCUGUACGGCCUGCACGGUGGACAGCGUGUGGGCCCCGUGUCCACUGUGGGCGUGACCGCCCCACGAAAGGACCGAGAAAUGACCCCAGACCCAAGACACCCACCCACCACCACCCCCGAGCCUCCCACCAAGCCUCACCUGGGGGAGUUGACAGUGACAGAUGCCACCCCCGACUCCCUGCACCUCUCCUGGACCAUCCCUGAGGGCCAGUUUGACCACUUCCUAGUCCAGUACAAGAACGGGGACGGGAAGCCCAAGGCGGUGCGGGUGCAGGGGCACGAGGACGGGGUCACCAUCUCGGGCCUGGAGCCAGACCACAAGUACAAGAUGAACCUGUAUGGCUUCCAUGGUGGCCAGCGAGUGGGCCCCGUCUCUGCCAUCGGGGUGACAGCUGCAGAGGAAGAGCCCCCCAGCCCCACAGAACCCAGCUCGGAGGCCCCAGAGCCCCCUGAGGAGCCCCUCCUGGGGGAGCUGACAGUGACAGGGUCCUCCCCAGACUCGCUGAGCCUCUCCUGGACCGUCUCCCAGGGCCACUUUGACUCCUUCACUGUCCAGUACAAGGACAGGGAGGGGCGGCCCCAGGUGGUGCGUGUUGGGGGCGAGGAGAGUGAGGUCACCGUUGGAGGCCUGGAGCCGGGGCGCAAGUACAAGAUGCACCUGUACGGCCUGCACGGCGGACAGCGCGUGGGCCCCGUGUCCACUGUGGGCAUGACCGCCACCAAGGAACUUCUGGACAAUAUCUCCAGCUCUACAGAGGUAAAAGACACCCCCAGCCCGACAGAACCCAGCUCAGAGGCCCCUGAUUAUGCUGAGGAGCCCCUUCUGGGGGAGCUGACAGUGACAGGAUCCUCUGCAGACUCGCUGAGCCUCUCCUGGACUGUUCCCCAGGGCCACUUUGACUCCUUCACUGUCCAGUACAAGGACAGGGAGGGGUGGCCUCAGGUGGUGCAUGUCAGGGGUGAGGAGAGUGAGGUCACUGUUGGAGGCCUGGAGCCGGGGCGCAAGUACAAGAUGCACCUGUACGGCCUACACGGGGGGCAGCGUGUGGGCCCUGUGUCCACCAUCGGGGUGACAGCUCCAGACUACAAAGCCAUGACCACCCAAACCCCAUCCACCACGACCCCCGAGCCUCCCACCAAGCCUCGCCUGGGGGAGUUGACAGUGACAGACGCCACCCCCGACUCCCUGCACCUCUCCUGGACCGUCCCCGAGGGCCAGUUUGACCACUUCCUGGUCCAGUACAAGAAUGGGGACGGGCAGCCCAAGGCGGUGCGGGUGCAGGGGCAUAAGGACGGGGUCACCAUCUCGGGCCUGGAGCCAGACCACAAGUACAAGAUGAACCUGUAUGGCUUCCACGGUGGCCAGCGAGUGGGCCCCGUCUCUGCCAUCGGGGUGACAGCUGCAGAGGAAGAGCCCCCCAGCCCCACAGAACCCAGCUCGGAGGCCCCAGAGCCCCCUGAGGAGCCCCUCCUGGGGGAGCUGACAGUGACAGGAUCCUCCCCAGACUCGCUGAGCCUCUCCUGGACCGUCUCCCAGGGCCACUUUGACUCCUUCACUGUCCAGUACAAGGACAGGGAGGGGCAGCCCCAGGUUGUGCGUGUUGGGGGUGAAGAGAGCGAGGUCACCGUUGGAGGCCUGGAGCCGGGGCGCAAGUACAAGAUGCACCUGUACGGCCUGCACGGCGGACAGCGCAUGGGCCCCGUGUCCACUGUGGGUGUGACUGCUCCAGACUACAAAGCCAUGACCACCCAAACCCCAUCCACCAUGACCCCCGAGCCUCCCACCAAGCCUCGCCUGGGGGAGCUGGCAGUGACAGACGCCACCCCCGACUCCCUGCACCUCUCCUGGACCGUCCCCGAGGGCCAGUUUGACCACUUCUUGGUCCAGUACAAGAAUGGGGAUGGGCAGCCCAAGGCGGUGCGGGUGCAGGGGCACGAGGACGGGGUCACCAUCUCGGGCCUGGAGCCAGACCACAAGUACAAGAUGAACCUGUAUGGCUUCCACGGUGGCCAGCGAGUGGGGCCCGUCUCUGCCAUCGGGGUGACAGCUGCAGAGGAAGAGCCCCCCAGCCCCACAGAACCCAGCUCGGAGGCCCCAGAGCCCCCUGAGGAGCCCCUCCUGGGGGAGCUGACAGUGACAGGAUCCUCCCCAGACUCGCUGAGCCUCUCCUGGACCGUCCCCCGGGGCCACUUUGACUCCUUCACUGUCCAGUACAAGGACAGGGAGGGGCAGCCCCAGGUGGUGCGUGUUGGGGGCGAGGAGAGUGAGGUCACCGUUGGAGGUCUGGAGCCGGGGCGCAAGUACAAGAUGCACCUGUACGGCCUGCAUGGCGGACAGCGUGUGGGCCCCGUGUCCACUGUGGGCGUGACCGCCCCCCUGUCCACAGAGCCCCUCAUGGUGCCCCGCCUGGGGGAGCUGGCUGUAGCCGCCAUGACCUCAGACACAGCGCGCCUCUCAUGGACAGUGGCCCAGGGACCCUUUGACUCUUUCCUGGUCCAGUACAAGGAUGCACAGGGACAGCCCCAGGCAGUGCCCAUUGGUGGAGACCUCCGUGAGGUCACUGUCUCGGGUCUGGACCCAGCCCACAAGUACAAGUUCCUACUCUUUGGACUCCGAGAUGGGAAACGGCUUGGCCCAGUGUCAACAGAAGCCAAGACCAACCCAGACAGGAAACAUUCUCCCCGCCUGGGGGAGCUGACAGUGAUGGAUGUGACCCCAGACUCUAUGCGCCUUUCAUGGACAGUACCUGAGGGCAAAUUUGACUCCUUCGUGGUCCAGUAUAAAGACAGGGUCGGGCAGCCUCAGGUGGUGCCGGUGGCCACAGACCAUCAUGAGGUCACCAUCACCCACCUGGAGCCCAAUAGGAAAUACAAGUUCCUGCUCUAUGGCCUGGCAGGCAGGAAGCGGCUGGGCCCCAUCUCUGCUGAUGGUACCACAGCUGCCCUGGAGAAGGAGCGGCAGCCCCUGCCCCGCCUGGGGGCACUGACAGUGACAGAUGAGACCCCAGACUCCCUGCGACUCUCAUGGACAGUGGCCCAGGGCUCCUUUGACUCCUUCGUGGUCCAGUACAGGGACACAAAUGGGCAACCUCGGGCAGUGUCUGUGGCUGAAGACCAGCGGGAGGUCACCAUAGAGGGCCUGGAGCCUGGCAGGAAGUACAAGUUUCUGCUCUAUGGGCUCCUCAAAGAACAGCGCCUGGGCCCCAUCUCCGUCCUGGGAGUGACAGCCCCAGAGGAGGACACAGCAGCCUCCUCCUGGCGCCCUGCCACAGAGGCCCCUGAGCCCCCUGAAGAGCCCCACCUAAGGGCACUGACAGUGAGCAGCGUGACCCCAGACUCCCUGCACCUCUCGUGGACUGUGGCUCAGGGCCCAUUUGACUCCUUCGUGGUCCAGUAUCAAGACAUAGAUGGGCGGCCCCAGGCUUUGCUUGUGGGUGGCGACCAGAACAAGGUCCUUGUGUCAGGCCUGGAGCCCAGCACUUCCUACAGGUUCUUCCUGUAUGGCCUUCGCAGAGGGAGCCGCCUAGGGCCCGUCUCAGCUGAGGGCACCACAGGGCCAGCUCCUGCAGGUCAGACCCCAGGGGAGCCAGGGCCCCACCUGUCCCAGCUGUCAGUGACUGACGUGACCACCAGUUCGAUGCGGCUCAACUGGGAGGCCCCACCUGGGGCCUUCGACUCCUUCCUGCUCCGCUUUGGGGUCCCAUCAGCAAGCACUCUGGAGCCGCAUCCCAGUCCCCUGAUGCAGCGGGAGCUGACAGUGUCAGGGACCCAGCGCUCAGCUGUGCUCCGGGACCUGCGUCCUGGCACUCUGUACAGUCUUACAUUGUAUGGGCUGCGUGGGCCCCACAAGGCUGACAGCAUCCAGGGCACAGCUCGUACCCUCAGCCCAGUUCUGGAAAGCCCCAGUGACCUCCAGUUCAGCGAAAUCGGGGAAACCUCAGCCAAGGUCAGCUGGAUGCCCCCACCAUCCAGAGUGGACAGUUUCAAAGUUUCCUACCAGCUAGCAGAUGGAGGGGAGCCACAGAGUGUGCAGGUGGAUGGCCGAGCUCAGACUCAGAAACUCAAGGGGCUGAUCCCAGGUGUUCACUAUGAGGUGACUGUGGUUUCUGUCCGUGGCUUUGAGGAGAGUGAGCCUCUCACAGGCUUCCUCACCACAGUACCUGAUGGCCCCACCCAGCUCCGAGCACUGAACUUGACUGAGGAAUCUGCCCUGCUGCACUGGAAACCCCCCCAGGCCCCUGUGGAUACAUAUGACGUCCAGGUCACAGCCCCAGGGGGUGAGCGGGCACCCCCUCUGCAGGCCUCAGCCCCUGGCAGUGCUGUGGACUACGCCCUGAGCAACCUCGAGCUCCACACCAACUACACAGCAACUGUACGCGGUCUUCGGGGCCCCAACCUCACCUCCCCAGCCAGCAUCACCUUCACCACAGGGCUGGAGGCACCCCAAGACUUGGAGGCCAAGGAAGUGACCCCCCGCACAGCCCUGCUCACUUGGACUGAACCCCAAAUUCCACCGAGUGGCUACCUGCUCAGCUUUGACACCCCUGGUGGACAGACCCAGGAGAUUCUGCUCCCAGGAGGGGCCACCUCUCAUCAGCUCCUGGGCCUCUUUCCCUCCACCUCCUACAGCGCAUGGCUCCGGGCCUUGUGGGGCGAGAGCCUCACACCACCCGUGUCCACCUCCUUCACCACUGGUGGACUGCGGGUCCCCUUCCCCAGGGACUGUGGAGAGGAGAUGGAGAAUGGGGCCAGGACCUCCAGGGCCACCACCAUCUUCUUCAAUGGCAACCGCGAGCGGCCCCUGAGCGUGUUUUGUGACAUGGAGACUGAUGGGGGCGGCUGGCUGGUCUUCCAGCGCCGCAUGGACGGGCAAACUGACUUCUGGAGGGACUGGGAGGACUAUGCCCAUGGUUUUGGGAACAUCUCCAGGGAGUUCUGGCUAGGCAACGAGGCCCUGCACAGCCUAACGAGAUCUGGUGACUACUCGCUGCGUGUGGACCUGCGGGCUGGGGAUGAGGCUGUAUUCGCCCAGUACGACUCCUUCAGAGUAGACUCGGCUGCUGAGAACUACCGCCUCCACCUGGAGGGCUACCAUGGCACUGCAGGGGACUCCAUGAGCUACCACAGCGGCAGUGUCUUUUCCGCCCGUGAUCGAGACCCCAACAAUUUGCUCAUCUCCUGUGCUGUUUCAUACCGCGGAGCCUGGUGGUACAGAAACUGCCACUAUGCCAACCUCAACGGGCUCUACGGGAGCACUGUGGACCACCAGGGAGUGAGCUGGUACUACUGGAAGGGCUUCGAGUUCUCCGUGCCCUUCACGGAAAUGAAGCUGAGACCAAGAGGCUACCGGCCCCAGGCCCAGGGAGGUUAAGCGCCUGCUCCCCUCUCCAGCGCCCCAGUACAACUGCCGAGCACUGAGGGGUCGCGCUGAGAGAAGAGCCAGGGGCCACCUUCACCACCCAGCCGCCUGAGGGAGCCUUCUCCACCAGCGAUCUCACAGCAUCAUGUUUACAGCGGGGAGGGAAGGGCUUUACCCGGGAGCAAUAAAAGGAGAAACUGAGACCCGG
Molecule: messenger RNA, 11921 nt
Organism: Manis pentadactyla (Chinese pangolin)
Lineage: Eukaryota; Metazoa; Chordata; Mammalia; Pholidota; Manidae
Gene: TNXB
Product: tenascin XB
Exons: 40
Coding region: 194-11725 (3843 amino acids)
Molecular function (GO): protein binding
Source: RefSeq, a predicted model, not a curated record